This is a messenger RNA of Fraxinus pennsylvanica, 1038 nucleotides long. The record is from the annotation of a GenBank genome assembly. Lineage: Eukaryota; Viridiplantae; Streptophyta; Magnoliopsida; Lamiales; Oleaceae.
AUGGAUGCGGCAAGAGAAGUUGAAGGAUUUCUCGAUAAAAUCAAACCGCCUCGCCUCGAAGACGCGGGCCUUGAAGAUUGUGCUUUGCCACCGGAAUCCAUCAAGGAGGCAUUUCUCAAGGCCGCCAACGCCGUCCGAUCAAUCAUCUCAGCACCUGAUGACGAAGACGAAGGCGAAGGCCGUUGUGUGGACGAUCCAAUAGAAGGUUCCUCUGAUAUACUCGUAGGGAUCAAGGAGGGUGUAAAAUCCCCGCCUGGAAGCUGCGCCGCCGAGAAGGGCGGCGGUUUGACGGAGGCGGCUGGUGAUGAUGUGUUGGUUGCCGGCGGUGGUGCAGAGGAUAAACCGGGUGAUUUGCUGGGAUCAAGUGUGCCGGAGGAUAGAGAGGCUGCUUGUGUUGAUGGAUUGCAAGGGCUGGAAAUUGGAGGAAAGGGUAGGGGUAUUCUGGACAAGAAAAUGAAGAACGAGAAAGGAGAGGAUGAAGAAAAGAAACCUAUUUUAGCCGAAGCAAAGCGGGGACACACUUUACCAUCAUAUUUGGCCUGUAUGAUUACGGGUGCAGCAGGUGCUGCUGUAUAUUACAACCUCAAGCUCCGGCAUCACUGGACGGUUACAGUUUUGUUGAUUGUUCUUCUCAUAGGUGACGUCAAUUUACAUUUUUCAGUUGCUCUUUCAGGUAUGAUUACGGGUGCAGCAGGUGCUGCUGUAUAUUACAACCUCAAGCUCCGGCAUCACUGGACGGUUACAGUUUUGUUGAUUGUUCUUUUCAUAGGUGACGUCAAUUUACAUUUUUCAGUUGCUCUUUCAGUUCAAUUUGAAAAUAUAUUCUCUCUGUGUCUUAUUUUGGGUAUGCAGGAGGCUUCUAGAUGCUUGGCAUCGGAUUAUAAUGGAGGUGAAAAAGUGCAGUACAAACUUGUACGCGGAGGCCAAACUAAUGGAACUGGAGUACUUCUCAAUGAUGAUAAAGCAUCAGAGGUUUGGUUAUUGACAAUGCCUACUGGAAGGAACUCACCAGUAUACUCGUUGCUGUCUGGGCCAUAA